AUGGCUAUUUCAAACGAACAAAGCAAGAAUUUAAAAGAAAAUACAGUUGCUAAAAUGGAAACUACUAAUGUUACUGCCACUCAUCUGAAGGAAAAUUCUCAGAACAAAGAGGUUAACCAAACUAAAGAGACUACGAAGGUUGAUAUCAUUGAAAAGCAACUGAAUGGCACUGAACCCAACAAUACAGAAUCCAAACCAGAAAAUUCCGAUAAAGUAAACCAAGAGUUGGUAGAUGAGGCCCUGGAAUUAAGAGAUAGGCUAAAAUUGUUGGUUUCAUCGAUUUCAAAAGUAAAAAGAACCUGCGAAAAGUUGGAGCAUGAAAAUCAGAAUUUACAAGAUUAUGUUGGGUAUCUAAUGUCCUCUGGUAGUUUCAUUGCAAAUAAGUGA
Molecule: messenger RNA, 387 nt
Organism: Ascoidea rubescens DSM 1968
Lineage: Eukaryota; Fungi; Ascomycota; Saccharomycetes; Ascoideales; Ascoideaceae
Gene: SLO1
Product: Slo1p
Exons: 1
Coding region: 1-387 (128 amino acids)
Source: RefSeq, a predicted model, not a curated record